AUGACGUUACAUGGAGGACUUCUCCACAAAUUUGCAAACUUCAACCUAAAGGUUGUACUACCAAUAGUUUUAAUUCUAUACUUCUAUGUACAAUUGAAGGGGAACGUCCCGUGUGAGGCUGAGUUGGAACCAGUCUGUGAGCGGCAAUCAACUGAUGGCGCAUCUGCAUCACAGACUAUGGCCGAAAUUAUUCAUGAUGAUGGACAUUUCCCGUACAAAGAUGAGGAGGCUUUGCGAAAUGAGAUGCAAGCAGGGCGGCCAAGGUGUGACUGUCCCGAACCACCUGACUGGUUAAAACCAGUCAACAAAAGACGGAUUGAAGAAGGAAAGAAGUGGGAAGAGCAAAAGAAGAAGCUAAGAGACCCUUUGUCUAUGUGUAAAGCCAUGUCACCAUUGAGUUAUGUUGGCAUCGGUAUCACUGUGGAGCCGUAUCAAUUAGUACCAAUAAUUGGAUUGUCUCUUCAUCCAUAUAUAGAACAACUGUUACCGGACAUGAAUACAGACAUUAUUCUCCAAAUGGCAUCUACAAAGAGGUUGGGAAAACCACGUUUAUCUAAAAAGAUAUAUGAAAUAGAAAAAGACUCCCAACAUUUCAUUGUAUCUGGUGAGGUGUCAUAUGUAUUGAAAUUGAAUUUGAAGAAAAAUAUAAAAUUGCUGAAGGAAAUUCUAAAUAACAAUAUUCUUUAUUCGAGUGAUAGUUACGAGUUUGAUGUCCGCGACAAAUUACAACUUACAUUCAUAGAAUUCACUGUGGACAUUUAUGUGCACAUCCGAAGAGAAUCGCUGCCAGACCUUUACGACCCUGGAGAGAGGAAUUCGAUCACCAACAAAGUCACAGUGAUAACCAAAACAUUCGAAAGGUACGAUGCUCUCGACAAGUUUGUGUCCAGUAUUCGCACAUUUUACCCGAAUUUAACAAUAAUUAUUGCAGAUGACUCUGAGUUUCCAAAACCCAUUAAAAAGAAUCAUGUUAAAUAUUACGUCAUGCCAUUUAGAAAAAGGAAGUUUCCCAGGAAAAAAUCUCGCCCUCAGCCAGGUUAG
This is a messenger RNA of Saccoglossus kowalevskii, 1041 nucleotides long. RefSeq names its product beta-1,4 N-acetylgalactosaminyltransferase 2-like. The record is from RefSeq and is a predicted model, not a curated record. NCBI's taxonomy places the organism in Eukaryota, Metazoa, Hemichordata, Enteropneusta, Harrimaniidae.